AUGGGCAAGCGGAAGCAGAUGGACGAUGGCGAUACUGCGAUGCCAGACAUGCGAAAAGCCAAAAAGUCCACAACGCGGGCACCUAACGCGACCGACUUGAUGUCCCCGAUACCAAUACGAGUCAACAGAUCAGUAAAGACUCGCACUGCAACAAUGGCACGCAACGCUGUGUUCGACACAACAGAGCUACUCGAAAACAUUCUCGUACACCUACCCCUUAGGGAUUUACUCCUAGCCCAGCGCGUCAACCACAACUUCAAGAACGUCAUCGAAAGCUCGCCUGCCGCACAGAGCCUGCUUCAUCCAACCUUAGAGCCCAGCAAUAAGCGCUGGGGUUUUCGGUACGACGACCGACGUGAGCAUGAGGCGUGUUAUGUGUCGAUCGAGAAGAGGCACGUAGCUGGGCUUCGCGUGCUAUCUCUGAAUCAAGACCUCUUCAUCCCUCUGCACGAAGAUCACUUGAUCACAGCUGGGAGAUACGAAGGCGAGGAAGUCGUGUUCAGGACGAAGAAGAUGGAGCAAGGCCUACUCCAUUACAUGCGAGGACACAAGCAAUCACACGAGCAUAUGUACAUCACACAGCCACAUUGCACGCAACUGCGAAUCUCGUACAAAAUAGUCAUUGGGGCACAUGCCACUGUCAAAGGCCGCAGCAUCGUCGUACGUAUGGAGGGGGAGCCAACUGUCGCCGACAUCUUUGAGACCAUCUUGGGAGUUCCGGGUAAGAAAACUCGGCACGACAGCAAUGUCGUCGUGGUUGAGAAGAGGUCUAUACCAUGGUCUUGGAACACUGUCAAGGAAGACCAUCCCCUUGAUCGCCGUGUGUCGGAGACGAUUGGACAGUUGGAGAAAGAGCACAAGUCGGCGGCACGUGUUGCGCGCUUCAGCAUCUUCCUUCCGCGUAUCAUCACCCCAACUCAGGAGGAGAUUGAGGAAGUCGAGUCUGCAGAUUCGUUCACUGCCGAUUGA
Fulvia fulva is the source of this 969-nucleotide messenger RNA. RefSeq lists its product as uncharacterized. Lineage: Eukaryota; Fungi; Ascomycota; Dothideomycetes; Mycosphaerellales; Mycosphaerellaceae. The record is from RefSeq and is a predicted model, not a curated record. Gene Ontology annotation, molecular function: protein binding. Bases 1 to 969 code for a protein of 322 amino acids. The transcript has a single exon.